Molecule: messenger RNA, 3868 nt
Organism: Gadus morhua (Atlantic cod)
Lineage: Eukaryota; Metazoa; Chordata; Actinopteri; Gadiformes; Gadidae
Product: zinc finger MYM-type protein 1
Exons: 4
Coding region: 372-2489 (705 amino acids)
Molecular function (GO): protein dimerization activity
Source: RefSeq, a predicted model, not a curated record
GCAUUGUUAUAAUAAUAAUAUUAAUAAUAAUUCAUUUAAUUUGUAACAUACUCUUAAUUCUGAGGAAUCCCAGAAUCCCAGUUAUGGGUUUUAAGUGUAAAUAAAACUGUAGAUGCCCUUUCAAAAAGUGCUGACUUAUCUUGACAUUGCUCAUUGUGCCUAGUAUUUAGUUUUGAAUGAGAGAUCUUGUGUAAAGUAAGUCAUUUGGUUGCUGUGGUUUCCUCACAGAGGGUCACAUGAUGAGGGCAGCAGUCAGGCAAAUGAGCAGGUGAGAACACAAGGGAACAUAUUUUAGCUGUGAAGAGCAUUAUUGAUCAAUACAUUCAUUUAAUAGGAUUGUUAUUUCAGAGAGUGACAAGUUUUCAUGUCAUAUGUUACAGGAUAUUGAGCCCCAGGGAUUUGAUGUUUCAGACAUCCUCACCUGCACAAAGCCUGCACAACCUGACCCUAAGCUUAUAGUAGUGCAGAAGCGAGAUAACUGUGUGUUGUCUUUUCAAGAGAAAUGGUUCAAAACUUUUCCUUGGUUACAUUACAGUGCCACUUUACAAGGAGUCAUAUGUUUUCACUGUGCCAAGGUUUUUUUGAAUCAGCCAACAUAUGCAAGCAAGUGUAACCCUGCCUUUGUGAGUGUAGGCUUUAGAAAUUGGAAAAAAGCUAUCCAGAAGUUCUCACAACAUGCAAAAAGUCAGUUGCAUAUCCAUGCCGUGAACAUCUAUGCACAAAAAGGUAACACUAUAGCUUCACAGCUUUCUUCAGCUGUUGCCAGACAACAGGAGGAAGCAAGGUAUGGAUUGAUGAAGAUUGUAGGCUCAAUCAAAUACUUAGCUAGGCAAGGUUUACCGCUACGAGGUCAUGUGGAAGAGAAGGGUAAUCUAUCCCAACAUCUGAAAGAAAAGGCAGAGGAUGACCCUGCUUUUCAGAAUUGUUUAGAGACACGCAAGCAGGAUUACACAAGUCCUCUCAUUCAAAACGAGGUACUAGGCAUAAUGAGCAAAGACAUUAUAAGAGGAAUAGCUGACACUAUUAGAUGCCUCCCAGUCACACAGUUUGCCUUGAUUGUUGAUGGGACACAAGACAUAUCAGGUCAAGAACAAGAAUCUGUAUGUCUUUGUUAUGUGGAUCAUGACUUAAAUCCUCAUGAGGAAUUCAUUGGGAUGUAUUCAGUGCAUGAGACCACAGGAGAAUCUCUUGCAAAUGUAGUAUUAGAUGUUAUCUGCAGACUAAAUUUGCCAUUGUCAGCUCUGCGUGGGCAGACACAUGAUGGCGCAGCAAAUAUGUCUGGCAAAUAUUCUGGAACACAGGCUCACAUUAAGAAGAAACAACCACUUGCUUUUUAUGUGCACUGUGGAGCACACUGUGUUAAUUUGAUAGCACAGAAGGCAUGCACAGCUUCUAUAGUUGUGCGAGAUGUCCUUGACUGGGUUCAUCAAUUAGGAGUUUUGUGUGGACAGUCUGGCAAAUUCAAACAUAUGUUUCAUACGAUAGCGAUAUCUGACCACGGAACCUCAAGUGCCCUGAAACCACUUUGUGCAACUAGGUGGACCGUCAGACACGGUGCCAUCCAUUCUGUUUUAACACAGUAUGACUCAAUCCUCACUGCCUUAGAGGAAAUGGCAGGGACUAAUUCUCCCACUGCAACCACUGCAAAUGGUCUAUUUCAGCAGUUUAUGAGAGGCAGCACUGUAGUUGGUCUUGUGAUGGCACAAGCAGUUAUUGGAGAGCUAGAGUGUCUCAACAGGUCUCUUCAGAGAAGGACAGAGACUGUUUCUGGUAUUCGGGCUGCUGUUUGUAAGGUUCAGUCUACUCUCAAUGGCAAGAGGAGUGAUGAGGCCUUCCAACACCUUUUUGAGAGGGCAUCUACAGUUGUGAAUUCUGUAGACUUAGAACCCAUAACAAUGCCAAGAGUUCGACAACCACCCAAGUGCUAUGGAGAAUCAAGUGGAUUCAGUCCUAAAACUCCUAUAGAAUAUUACAGAGUUGAGUUUUAUAAGGUACUUGACACCAUUCACACACAGUUCACUGAACGUUUCCAGCAGGGUGGUCUUCUUACCCUCCAAAAGCUGGAGAACACCUUGCUUUCUGGAAAUAUUGAUCCGGUGGUUCAUGACUACCCAGAAAUUAAUGCCCAGCUGCUGGAAAUCCAGCUACCGAUGUUCAAACACAAUUACAUGCACCGUUCCUGUGGAGAGGCUACACACAUUAUCAGAGAGUUGCCAGCAGAGGUGCGAGGAUUAUUUACCGAAGUCGAAACUCUGAUGAGAUUACUCCUUGUGGUACCAGUCUCGUCCUCUGAGGCAGAGAGGAGCUUUAGUGCUCUUCGACGAUUAAAAACUUGGUUACGCACAAGUAUGUCACAGCAGAGGCUGAACCAUGUUGCAGUGUGCAACAUCCAUCAGGACAAAUUGGACCUCUUAACUAAGAAGUCAAUUUGUGCACAGUUCAUUUAUUUUACACCAAGAUGCAAACAGGUGUUUGGUGCUUUUAUGUGAAAUGCUUUUAUACUUCUUUUGUAUUUACCUGCUUUUGUUUAGAUGUUGAUAGUUUGAGCUGGUGAUGCCCGACAAUAUGUUUAUUGAAUUGUGCAUUUGUAUUGAAUUGUGUGAAUUUGCUGGAUGUAGGUGUCAAUAACACAGUGAUGCAAUUGAUUAAUCUUCAAGUUCUUGCGUGUUUUUUUCAUAAGAUAGACACACACAAAAUCAAUUAAUGGGAAGCUGCCACUGCUGACUAAUGCUUAAACACUGAAUUUUACUACUGUGUCAUUAUGGCAUAACUAGUCAAAAAGAAGCCAAAAUCAGUAGAGGUAUCGCAAUGUAUUUCUAAUACAGGAACGGCCAAUUGGCAUGUUACCUUUUACACAAGAAGAUGAUUGAUUAAAUAAAUAAAUAAAUAUGCCGCGAGUUUAACCCCCCCAAUGGUAGACCCAAAGUUACGCCCUUGCCAGUGAAAGACGCUCAGCGUUGCAAACUAUGGCUGCGGGCGAUAAACAACCCCAGAGUUGGAGAAGACACCGGGAAGGAAAUUAUAAAAGGAAAAACGAUAUGCAGUAUCCAUUUCAAACUGGAGGAAGCUAUCCAGAUGGAAGACUUUUCGGCAAGAUAAGGUCCGCACUCAAACCAACUGCUGUUCCGUGCGUCUUCGCUGUGGGCCCGUGCCCAGAUGACGAACAGGCCGGGGCUUCUAAUGCACCUCCCGCAGCGAAACGCAGUCGCCUACAGAACGCUGAUAGUGGUCAUGGCGCAUUGACUCUCUCUGCAUCCUCCAACCCGCUGAAGACCUUCCCUUUUGACAUCCACACCAGUGAAAACCUUUCCCUCGGACCAAGGACUAUCAGCCCGCUGGAGAUCUUUCACAGUGCAAUGCUCAAGUACCUCAGUACCAAAAAGGCAGGGAUUCUCUUUCCAGGGAAUGAGAGAAAGGGGUCAUCUUGCAUGUUUGGAGCACAAUGAAAACAUUGUCAAAAGAAAGCAGGCCACAACCAAGACAGGACAACCACGCUUCAACCAAGUGUUUUGCAGGAGAUCCAAGCAGUGGGUCGUGAAGCAGAUUUUUAUUCCACACACCACCCAGUUCAUUGACACACGUUCAUUGACACACAUAACCAGAAGACGAAACCCAACGAUUCUAUAUAAGGUUUCAACAUCCUCACUUGCCCUGCCCCAGCCUGCGCUGCCACCUAACAUUGCACCAGUGCCAAAACCACCAAAGGAGGCGGCAGUGGCUGAAUUAAAAAGGCGCUUCUGAGAGGGACAUCUGACCUAUUUUAUCUAUUUAAACGUAUCUUUUAUAAAACAUUUGUUUUCAAUCUUAUCUUUGUAAAUAUUGGAUCAUUUUCCUUUGUGAAUAAAAUCUUAUUGUUUUUACUACCUUA